GACUUCGGCCGCGCGGCGGAACUCAAAAAGCGCGAGGAGGACCUGCUGCAGGUGGCCGGCGGCGGCGAGGCUGGCGGCGCCGCCGCCGCCGGAGCCGCGCUGGCGCUGCUGGGCCAGCUGCCGCCAGAGCAGCUGCUGCAGGCCUGCAGCCCCGCUGUGGCAGCGUGCUGCGCAGGCGCUGGGCCCGAGAUCUGGGAGCGCGUCGCCGCAGAGCUCCGCUCCGGACCCGCUUCGUGA
This is a messenger RNA of Prorocentrum cordatum, 237 nucleotides long. The record is from the annotation of a GenBank genome assembly. Lineage: Eukaryota; Dinophyceae; Prorocentrales; Prorocentraceae.